AUGUCAUGGAAAUAUGUACUCGUUGCAGUUUCUAUCCUUCAAAUUGUUCACAGAGUCAAGACGCUGGGUCAAUUACACAAGACGAUUAUUAGCACUCAAGAUGCAGUCUGCAACGACAAUUCGCGUGCGGUGUUCUACAUCGGACAACGACGGACUCAUAACUGGAUUAUUUUCUUUGAGAGCGGGGGUCUUUGUUCGUCGAAGGCAGACUGCAACAAGCGAUAUUUGAACAAGAAUUCGACUGUGUUAAUGUCUUCGAAGUAUCUGCCUGAAAAAGUAAUCGGAAGAGAUAUCUUGUCUUCUUCAAAAAGUGAAAAUCCGACUUUCUACAACUAUAAUCAUGUGUUGGUCCCUUAUUGUAGCAGUGACCUGUGGCUUGGUAAAAAAUCAACUCACCGGAACGGAUCCUUUGAUUUCGUGAAUGACCCGUCCGUAGAUAACUUCAGUUUUAAAGGCCAUACGAUUUUUCGUUCAGUAUUUAAAGAUUUACACAAGAACUACAACAUUGCAUUUUCAGAAGAGAUCGUGGUUUCGGGAAGUAGUGCCGGAGGGAUAGGAGUUUUAAAUCACGCAAAUUGGCUAACAACAAACUUCACCAGUUACUUAUCAUCGAAGCCCAGAUUUCUUUUCAUAAUAGACUCAGCAUGGUUUAUAAACUUCCAAGAUGGCUUUAAAUCCAGAGUGAACUCUGAAUUUGGCAAAUUAACGAACAUUUCGUCGGCUGCAUGUGCAGAUAUGCGAUAUGGUUACGCAUGUUGCCUAUCAGCGUCGUGUCUCCUUACACACCACAUUUCGACCGCAAUGCAAAUGGCGUUUGUUUUUAGUUUGUACGACAUUUAUAUGUUUGCGGACGUGCUUAAAAGGCUUGAAAGUCAGGGAAAGACAGCCGAAAAUCAUGUAGCAGAUUUUUUAUCUGCAGUAAGUAUGUAUGGCGGAGCCAUGAAUGAGUCACUGGAAAUUCCUCAAAGGCGUCGUGUUAGUUUUUUUGUCCCGGCUUGUUUUCAACACACUUAUUUGAGUACGUCAAGUCUUUGGGACAAAGACAGCGUUUUACAACCUUUGGUAGAAGUUACCCGAGACAAUGGAAAAUUCAGGUAAAAAGAAUUAAUUGAAAUUAAUUUUUCGUGCUUGCGACAAGUUUGGAGGUACUCCAAACCCAAAUGAAGUAAAUAUCUCUGUUCCUUCCUGUUAUCAGGUGACCUUUCACACACGUCGGAUUAUCUUGGAUAAAAUACUUGAAUGCACUACCUUCCGGUACAGACAGUGCUAUAAAAAGAAACGCAAAUCGAUUGAAAAAGGAAAAAAAAAAAACCAGUCAAAGCGGAACAAAAUAGGGAUCUCGAUAGCUCAAGACACCUUGAUGAAGAGAAAAAUAUUCCAAUCGCUGCCUUAGGGGAAUUUUUGGCCUAAUCCCAUCCCUUAGCCCAUAAAAAGGACGAGUCCGUUCAUGUUUGGUGUAUACCCUCCUUUGAAAAUGCGUGGUUCUCAUGUGCAAAGUCCUUCUGUUCAUGAGUACAAAUAAAUACCCGGAUGUAAGGGUGGAAAAAUGUCCUCGUGGGUGGGGAAGAGGGGCUGGUGCAACAGCAGAUGAGUAUCAUCUCCUUUAAGGCACUAAGAAUUUCUCUUUAACUUUGCUUAAUUUACUUGUGGGAGACAUUUCAUUUAACGGGAUAUUGUCAAAAUAACAGGUUCUUUUUAGCCUGUGUCUAUUGUGACAAAAUAGUUUUCCUUUUUCCUUCAUAGUCAUACAGUGAAAAGUGGAACUUGGUCAUCAACAAAAAUUAAAAAUGGGACUUCCAGCAUCAGCAUUCAAGAUUUCUUAUCUACCUGGGUGAAAUCCAGUAAUACCACCUUCAAGGUGAUUGACAGCUGCAUUGGUGCACACUGCAAUCCAACCUGCCCUGAUAAACUAAUUUUCGUGGAUGCAGGUGAAGUCUGGCAUGAUGUUAUUAAAGUAAUCAUCAUCACAUUUUCCUUGGUUAUCACAGUGCUUUGUUCUGGACUGAAAGCAAGUUUUAUGGUUUACUAUCGCUAUUUAAUGAAAAGACAGAAAAGUUAUCUCAAUGACAGUGAAACUUCUCAAGCAAGAAAGGAGGUAAGCAUGUGUUACCAGUUACAGUUAGAUUUCGACCAUGUCAUCCUCUUUGAAGUGCUCUAGCCCUCACCCUGAGGUGUGAUCACCCUACCCAUCUUACUCCCCACUCCUGCUAAACUCUUUUAUCCCUUAGAGUGAUUGGCAUCUAAUUUCUCCUUUCAAUGUCACCCCUGAAUCCAACAUUAAUGUCAUGAGAAUAAAGGAAAUGAUAAUCAAUUGAAGAACCUCUUUAUUGUUUAACAAAUUCUCCUUGUCAGCACAUCAGGAAAUGUAGAGAGAACAGUAUAGAGAAUUUGCAUACUGAUGUCAGGGUGUAAAGGGUUAAGACAAAAUGAAUCCUGAAAGAUCUAAGAUUAACAAAUACUGUCAAACGUUUGUUUAAGAAAGUGUUAGAAGGGGAAACCUAGUGCUCUAUUCCUAGAUAGGGCAUAUUAGAAAGUGGGAAUUGUUAGAGGUGGCUUAAUAAAAGGGGGCUUAUAAGAGAUGGAGCCUGAUAGAGAGGGGCUUGUUGGAGGGGAAGUGAUAGGAAAAGGGACGUAAUAGAGAAGGGGCAUAAAACAGAAGGAGGAGGCUAAUAGAAAGGGGGCUUAAUAGAGAGGGGCUUUAAUAGAGAGGAAGGCUGGGGGGUCCUUAGAGAAGGUGGAGUUAACUAGAGCGGAACUUGCGGGGCCGUAACAAUGGGAGAAGUCAGAUAGAUAGAGGAUGAUUAUUAGAGGAUGAUUAUUAGAGACGGGGGGUUAUUAUAUUAGGAGGGGGGUGUAGUUUACAAGAGAGGGGUUAAAAAGUGAGGAGGAUCAAUGAAACAUUCACGGUUCAUAUGUCUUUUUUUGUAGCUUCCACUUUGCAAGGCGGGUGAAACUGUUAGUAUAGCUUGCUUGUCCUUAACAUAUGAAGUGGAUGUAAAGGAAAAGAAAAAGAAAGCUGACGAUGGUAAGAAUAGUAAAAUUGUACAUUGUUUACUACAGAAUACUGAUAGAGUUUCACAAAACAGUUUGAAGGAUUACGCCUUCCAAUAAAUCUUGAUUGAGACCUUUUACAGCUUUUAUGUUUUCCCCAAAGACCACACGGGGGAAAUCGCUAAACGUCAAAAUAGGUUCCAGGCCUUUCGCGUUUUGUGAGUGAUUCUAGCUCCCCGUAAAGAGCUUAUUGGUUAGCUCUAAAGCGGCCAGGCACGGUCGUUUAAAGGAUGUUAAAGGGUGGAUAAUGCGAUCCACUGCAUAAAUCUUUAUCCGGUGUAUAGCGCGGUACAUUUUGUUAAAAAUUAUCCGAUGGAUAGCAAUUUACCCGUAGGUUAUCGUUAUCCGCCCGUUGGAGUCCAGGUUAAGAUUUUGCAUUGAUCGUUAGAAAUGAUUUGAGCCUAAGGUUUUCCUGUUACUACAAAAAUCAGCACCUACAUUGCCAAGAAGGUUUUAAGACAGCGUGUGGGCCUUUUUACGCUCUUUUGUGCGCUUCUUUUGGAACUGCUGUAAUGUAAAUCCUUGUACGUUUUAAGAAGAAUGCUUGAGUUGAUAUUUUUUCCCUUUGUCAGACCUCAGCUCUGAAGAAACCAGCAGUGUGAUCAGAACAGAUAGGAACAGUAAAACAUCACUUACACUUCGAGGUUGCCUUGUGGAGGAAGACUCUGGCAGCGAUGGACAAGAUUAUGAGGAAAGUAAAGAUGACGAGAUAGACGGCGACUUGAACUCUCUACCUUCCAAGUUGACAAAUGGUUCUACGAAUCUGGAAACAGAAUCGACGGAAACUUCCCAAAAAUUUCAAGCUGAGUCUUCGUUGGCCAAAUUGGACGGUCACUCCACUUGGGGGUCCCAUACGGGAAGUGAAAUAGCACUCUUACAAGGUAGCAACACAGAAAUCAAACAAAUCCCCGUGGAUGCGGCUGAUGGUAACCCCUCUAAAAAACAAAUUCUUAAAGGUGUGUCGGCGUAUUUCAAUACCGGAGAGCUGGUGGCGAUCAUGGGACCAUCUGGAUGCGGAAAGACAACACUACUUGACUUGUUAACAGGAAGGCGGCGCUCUGGACAUUUUAAGGUUUGUGUGAGUUUUUUUCUCGCUUCUUCUUAAGGAAAAAAGGAGUUAAGGUUGAAUUUAUCUCAAAUUUAAUAAACUAUAUGAUUGCAGGGCGGUUCAACAUAUUCUAUAAACCUUUGAAACAUGUGAUUGCGGUACGCGUCUCUUGAAAUCCGCGACAAUGGUCGACAACCGAACCUUUCCGAGAAAGACACGGUCGGAAAUCGAAGCUUUCCGUACGAUGCACGGUUGUCUUGUUGCAUGUCACUACUAGGUUGCCUUCUAUACAAGAUUUUGCAUGGCAUGAUAGAAUUAGCAUGUUACGGGAUGUUUCGGCAUGUUCUGGUGCUCCGAGUUCGAGCGCAUGCGGAGUCGUGCUACAGUUGUACGGGUUAUUAAACUGUAAAUACAGUCAUACUCAACGUUGCAACUAUACCCUAAUAACCUUUGUUGGUAAAACACUAAACUAAAAAAUUUCACGAGACUUUCGAAAUUAAUAACAAAGAACUUAAUCAUAAUGCUUCCGAUGAACUAAAUCAACCUCUGACUGCGUUAGCCAAAACAAAAACUUUCGUGUGGGUCCAAAGCAAGGCUAGUAGACAAACUAAGCACGUCCGCUUUAGGAAGUUAGACAAGAUUGUCGCAAUUCGGAAACUCAUCACGACAGCUCAAAAAAAAUGUAGUAUAGACAAAAGAUUAAAUCAUACUGAACUGACUAAAUAAAUUACUAACUAUAAACUAACUAAAUACUUCAUAACACAAGGAUUGCUUCACACGAUUUUUGAAAAAUUUGAUCAGCUUAUUUUUCAAUUUCCGAAGAAUUUUAUUGCGCACUUUCGUUUUAUUCCACUUUUUCUGUUUUCUUUCCUUUGAGGUAUUAAAACCCUUUUCAACCCUUCAAAAACUGUACCUUGAAACAGGUGGUGUAAGUGAACUCUAUUUAUCCCUUACCUCCAUAUCUGUUCUAACUCACAUAUCCUGUAGGGCCAGGUGUACAUCAACGGAGUUGGCCUGGGUCAAGUGCAAGACUGGUAUGCUCGUAAGAUUGGUUAUGUGUUACAGCUGGCUGUGCCUUAUUAUGAGGAGCUCACUGUGCGGCAGAAUCUCUUUUUUGCUGCUCACAUGCGGCUACCCAAAGAAACGAGUGCUGCAAAGAAAUACGAACGCGUUGAACAAAUUAUUGCUGAGGUUAGUUAUUCACUUUCGAUAAACUUUGGUUUAACUUUGGAGGAAAUUUUUUAUUUUACUGGAGUCUGGAAGUAGGGUUCACAAAGCAGAUUCAGGGGCACAUACAACUGGGGCUGCCGAAGGAGUAUUACAAAGGGACCCUUAUUAGCUUUAAGCUAAGACCAGAUUGAGUAAAUACCUUGCCAAUCCGUGAGUUAAGAAGUGUGAUACACCCGAAGGACCUUGGCCUUGAAUAGUUGGGGCUUAGAGGCGUUCUUUUAGAAGGAGCCCAGUGCACAUUGCUCUCUGCGCCUUCAGAGAAUGUAUUAUAGCCAAGUAAAUUUAAACUGGUUCUGUUUCUCUCUGUACCAGACUGGAUUGACACAAAUGGCUAACACGGUUGUAGGAGGAUCAACGGGCCUGGGUUUGAGUGGAGGCCAAGUAAGUAACAUAUCAACUGCACUUCUUACAAGGAUUAAAAGCAGGCGAACGGUGGAUUGAAAUAACCGGUCGAAAUCGACGUUAGCAGGACUUCGUCACCUCCUGUUGGAUAUGACUACCUUUUUUAGUUUACUAAACCUCAGUACUCCAAAAUCUCAUACCACAUUUCUGUUUGGUGUAGAAACGUCGCCUAUGUGUAGCUCUCCAGUUGAUUAACAUGCCCUCAGUGCUUUUUCUCGAUGAACCAACCUCAGGUGAGUGACUGUUAAAUCGUGAUCGUGAUAAAGCAAGCGUUCAUUCUCUGUGAUAAGCAUUUGCCACUACAUGCAAGGCGGAGAAGUAAAGGGCACAGAGAUGCAUAUUUCUUUUGAUGUCUGUAGUACUGUAAUGCCCCAGCUUUUAUCCCUCAGCCCCCCCCCCUCCGAUGGCGUAGCGAGAGAGGGGGGGCCCUGGGGUGCCCGUGACCACCCCUUCCCCCUUUAAAAAGCCUCCUUUGUCACAUUAAGAAAACACGGCGCUGAGAGCCCUCUAUUAGACACAGUGUGAACCCCCCUUUCAAAAAUCCUAGCUACGCCCCUGGUCUUUCCUCUUUCCCUCUGGUUAUAGACCUUACAGCGUCAUUGCCUUGAGUGGCCUGGCGGGUUUGUUCUGCCUCUCCAUUAUAUCCUCCAUUCCUGCAUUUCUCCACCAUGAUUCUCAUUGCCCUCUCUUUCCCCCGCUGUUUCCCGUGCUCACUACUACAAAUGGUCAUACACAGCACCGCUGCCUUAAGAUCGAGGCUUAGUAUUCAUUUAACUAUUCCAAACAAGUCGCUAUGACUUAUUUUCUUUAUACGAUCUUAAGCAGAAUUGUAAACCUGUGUGACUGUUUUUUCGGCGACACGAAGCUACUUUUAGCUGCAAUUUGUGACUGCAACGCGUUGUUGUUAUUUGCCACCUAGUGUGAUCCCAUCCUCGGUUUAAAAUCAAUUUUAAUUCACAUUUUAUGUUUAAACCAGGUCUGGACGCAUCGUCUUCCCUAGAGCUGUUGAAUCAUCUCAAUCUUGUUGCUGAAUCAGGCAGACUUGUUAUUCUCACUAUUCAUCAGCCCCGGCUAGAAAUCUUCCAUCUUUUUCACAAGAUUCUUUUCCUGUGCGAUGGUCAGGUAAAACAGUUGGUUGCUAACUGGUCGUCGCUUGUUUGGUUGAUCUGCUCUUGCGCGAUCUUUCUUUCGUUCUUCGGUUUGUUGGUUCGUUUUUACGUUCGUGCGUACUUUAGUGCACACUUAUGUCUACUUGUUUGUUUAUUGUUCGCUCCUUCGCUUUUGCGUGCUUGUUCGUUCUUUUCGAACGGUGAUCUUUAGGAAAGGUUUCGUUUCGUUCGUUUGUGUGCGCGUUCAUACGCGUGUGCGUGCGUAAGUGCGUUCGUGCAUUUAUUGUUUCGUUCAACAGUAUGUAUUUUGGUCGUUCUUUUGGUCGUUUAUUUGUUUGUACCUUUGUUUCCUUUCGUUUAGUUGGUUAGUGAUUUUUCUGUUUGUUUAACUGUUUACUGUUACAUUAUUUUUCUAGGUAGCCUACUAUGGGGAACCUUCUAUGGCACCAGAACUUUUUAUCAAAGCUUACGCUGCAACUUCUGAGGAAUACCAGCUGAGUGAGGAAGCACCGAAAAUUGACGCAAAAAAUCCCGCAGGUGAAAAGGUCUUUCUUGUUAUCGCGAGUCACACAAUUGGAAAUGUUAAUUUUGAGCAAAUGGAUAUAUCUUUCGUGGAAUUCGACUUUCUGUUUUGCAAAAGAUGCUGCACCUACGAUGUUGUUCCGUUAGAGUACUCUGUCCGUGUUGAAAUUGCUUUUCAAUUGACCAACGGAAUCACAAAGUAACCAUAAAAGCCAAUCAGAGCAAAGGGAAUUAUGACGAGGAGCCAAUGAAAACUCGAUAUAAAAACAUGCAGCAGGCGAAAGCGCGGAAAACGCGAGUGAAAAACGCGCGAAUGAUUUCACCUUUACAUCUGACUGGUUGAGAGAAUGGGGCGAGAUUUCUAAACCAAUCACGGAGUGACGCACGUUAAAACCAUUGCAAUCACUUUCGAUUCUCAACACUUAUUUGAAAUUGCUUCAGCAAUUAAACUUACUUUUGCGCGUCAAAAUUUAUGUUACAAAUACUGACGAGCCUUUCAAUAUUGUCUUUUCAAAUUUACCCUUUAGAUACCAUCAUGGAUUUACUGAAUUGCGGUGUCGCUCGUCGUGCCAUUUUGGAUGUUUACCAAAGAAGCGGAGAGCCACAGGCAGUCCAGGAAGCCAUUAAAACAUCACAGGAAAAGGCCAGUAAGACGGUUACCAUGGAGAAAAUGAAAAUGAUGUACGUACUGUAAUAAAUGAAUGAACGAUCUAGAAUCACUUUUACCACUGACGAAGAUUAGCAUCGUAGCAAUUGAAGCCUUGCCAUCCUUAAUUGAUAGCUUUGCUUUUCAAAUGUGAACAUUCAUUUAUCAUCGGAACCGUGAUGGACAAACGCACAUUGCCGACGUUUAACUGUAAGGUGGCAUUGCACCACAUGUAUGUGAGAUUCUGGAAUUUCUUAGCGUUCAAAGCUUCUUAUUUGACGGGUUUUAUUUGCUUGUCCGUACGAAGAGUUUGCUAAUUUAACUCUAAUUUGUAACUUGUUUUUUCCAGUGUCGAUGGCGCUGGGUCAUUCAACAGAAUCUUUGUGUUGGAGAGCAGAACUUCUGUAAAGCAAACAUUGGGACAGAUCUUGUACUUUCCAUUAAUUUUUUUCACAUUUGGGAUCAUCGUAGGUAUGCAGAUAAACCUAAAUGUUAUGCAUACUUUAGUCACGCUUGUUAAAGCAGAGUGGGUCACGCUUUUGUCACGCCAAGACUAAUAUGGAGCUCAAUGUAAUGAAAGUUACUCGAACAGAAUGUGAGAACUGCUCGCAGUGAAAGACUUCCUUAAUUAUGUGGUUUUGCGAAUGUUUCAGUAUUUCUAACAGUGUUUUAAGUACUUUGGUGAAAUUUUUUACACUAGCACUAGCUGAAUGAUAAAUUUUGAUGUAGUUUAACACUCACCUCCAGUUCUCUGUGGCUCAGUCGGUGGAGCGUCCAAACACGAAAUUGGAAAUGGCCUUGGUUUAAAUUCUCUCAAAGGCCCGAGAUUUUUACUUUAUCCUAGGCUCCUGCAAUAUGUUUAACAAUUGUUAACCGCAAAUUAUGUUGGUUUUAUUUUACUUUUAAUUUGAAGGAACUGUUUACUGGCAAGCUGAGGAGAGAGAUGGAAUUUUGCUGAUGUCUGCGUACUGUGUGUACUGCUGUGCCAGUCCCUUGUUUCUAAGCUCUGUCCUGAUGGCGCACCUCAACAAAGCUUUAGAUGUAAGUACCCUAAAGAUAUUCAAGAGCCUCUCUUUCUCUUGGAAUUAUGGUGCAAAACAUAUCACAUUUACGCUCGCGCAUGUGUGGUCCCUCUGUGAUGGUGCAAAGCAUGAUGGUUGAGAUCAUUUCACGGGAAUAAUAAAAAGAACAAACACUACUGGUCCUUAGCUACCGCAAAAACAUCAACCCAAAAAAAAACUGCGUAAACUUCAUGAACAAUGGGUUAAGUUUUUAAAGAAACUGUGGUACUGCGUCAGAGGGGGUUACAACAAGAUAAUUUUGUUUUAUCAACCGAUUUGAUAAAGUAAAUUGGCUACCUUAAAGAAUUUCUAAAAAAUCUUUAUGGUGGCCGAGUUACAUUAUUGACACCGAGAAAUAUUUAGUGCGGUUAUGCUUUUAAGAUUGAAAACUUUUCAUAAUUACUGUAAUGCAUUUACAACUUUUUCGUACAUUUUUACUUCUUAGAUUUUUCGCCUUGAACGUCAAGACGGUUGUGGUAGAUCUUACGAGAACGUGGUACAAACGUUUGUUCGGACGACAGCAUUAUGUGCUUUACCGGUGAUCAUGUGUUCCACGAUGUCUUACUUGAUGGUACGUUCUUUUACGAUCAUUUAUACGUUUUUAUUAAUAAAUCAUUUCCUAGGAUUGCUUUGAAGGCAAAACGAAGGCAAAAGGAUGUAGGAUUCACCUUCAUUCCAUCCAACGAGUCAUCCUGGGGAAGGGAAAAUCUCGUCAAGACAUGAUUGAUUUCAGUUUUUUAUCGGCUUGGCAGAUAGGACGGCCGCGGAAAAUUUCUUAGACCAAUCAUAAAGCAAAACUGAUGUAAAACGCUCGAUUGGAAGUUGAUUUCUUCUGCCUUGUUGAUACACAAAUGAAGGAAAAAUGAUAAAGUUUAAUUUUGGAAAAAAUCGACACUAUAAACGAUUUUUUGGUAAGGUUGCUGCAUUUUUGUCUUAUUUUCUCAGGUCAUGACGUCGUAUGAUUUGUGGAAGUUCCUUUUGGUAACAAUCAUUUCAUUGGUUUUGAACCAAACCUGGAUUGCAGUCUACAUGAUGGUGAUUUGUGCACAUCCGGGAAUCUCUCAUCGCAUUUGUCCAAUGGUAUCCGCCAUCGGAGGCUUCGCGGGGGGCUUUUUAGUACCCAGACCUCAAAUGCCAGUUGUGUGAGUGUUGUAAGCUCCUGUUAUUUAAGGUGUGCGUUUAAGAAUCUGUUGGAAUUCUCUGGAGCAGGGCAAUGACAUUUGAAAUAGGAAUUGUCACAUGUUUAUUCUGCCAGAAUUUUAUCAAAAAUAAGUGUAAUUUUUGAAAGAAACAUAUAAUGGCGUGAGGAUGAGUCAUGAUUUCAAGGAGGGUAGGAAGAAGACUGAAAUAAGACAGAAUUAUAAAUUGAGAAACCUUGUUAGGUUUUGGUCAUUCAUGUCGAUCACGAAACAUCCAAAUGUACUAGCUUGAUUCUGAGGAACAGUACCUUAAAAACAAGGAAGUUUCGAUAAAUAACGAAGGUUCAUGAUAGGCAAACUCCAAAAUCAAAUGAAGGAGUAACUUCUCCUGUUGGCGCACAGUCAUGUGAAAUUCUAUAACCCUAAUGAAUUAGGCUUUUCUAUUUCUCAGAAGCUACCAUUAUCUAGCUGAAAUCAAAGCGACUGGCACAAUUUGCAAAAAGUUUCUUACGUUUUAAACACUUGUUUUACGUCUCUCUAUUUCUGGUUACAUUUCAGAUACAACCUUCUAUUUUACAUCAAUCCCCAAUUUUAUGGCUACUCAGCAAUGACUAAAGUCCUGUUGUUAAAUGUUCGACUGAAAUGUGAAUAUGAGUCCACACUGAACUGUAUCAGUACGGACGGUAAUGCUGUACUGGCCAGGUUUGGCUUUGAUACCGUCAAUGUCUACGAACACUUGGUGGUGAGUUAGUUUUGGUGACUUGAGGACGGUUGAUGCGCAUAAAUAUUGACUGAAGUUCUCUUUACUGUUAGCGUUGUUUUCUUAUUAUGGACAGAUUUUGGUGACGUUGUUUAUUUAUUGUACACUCUUGGGGGACUCGACCAGGAAAACAUGUCAUAAGUUUGAUGAGUUUUCAUUCUUAGGUAUUCUUAAGAGAAAUUUCAACUUCAGUGAGUGCUGAAAUUAAAAGCUGGUGUUACUUAGGUUUUGCUUGUCUGUGCCAUGCGAUUGAUCUAGAAAACUCCAUUUGCCUUUUUAAUUGAUCACUUGCAAACCUGUAACCAAUUUCGAGUACAUGAAUACACUCUCUUUCCCUCGCUUUAGCCUUUCAGUUUGAUUUUUCUUCAAGCUACCAAUGGCUCUUUUUCUUUAUUGAAAAACUAUCGUUUUUCGUUUUUCGUUUUUCCAUUACUCCAGAAAUGUCUCCCAAUUCUUACUGUCGUUAAACUACAAUUGUUUUGUUGUCCAGAAGAUUACGGUUAUUCCUCGUGGUGAAUACAGAAGAAGCGGAGUAUUAUCGUUUGUCUUUCUGUGUUCUCACUUUUCAAUGUUGAGUCGAAAAGAGGGAAUCCCAAUUGGAAGUGACUACAUUGCAAGACCAACUAUAAUACUUCAUUCCUACUGUUAUUAAAAUUUUUUUUACGUCGUAUUUAAGACAUCCUUAUUUUAAUUAAAAUAUUGUUUUUUUCAGAUAAUGCUAGGGAUGACAGUGUUAUCUUUGCUUCUCGCUUGGUUGUUUUUAGAAGCGAAAAACUUCACCAUCCCCUCCCUCACUAAAACGUAAGUCUUUCUCUCUGUUUUCACCUUGUAACGUUGUUUAUCUGAUUUACAUAUUAUAUCAACCGCUGACAACUUUUACCGCGCUACAAACUUUAGUUUCCAGGCUUCUAAGCUUCAUCGCUCAAAUUGUUUUAAAAUUCUUUUGAAGCUAAGCCGUUUUAAUGGUUCUUGAGUCACUUCAACCGAGCUCUGAUUUGUAUAAUCAAAAAUUUUUGUAGGAUUCGAAUAUUAGUUCUGACAAAAGAGCAUUUUUACUUUCAAAAUUGCCUUUAACCAGACUUCGAAUAUGAAGUAUCAAAAGUAUCAUUCUGUUUUUUAUCUUGUUAUUCCCAGUCCCCCAGCCUUUUUAACCGAGCCUGAAGAGGAGAAAUUGGAGGUUGCGGUUGUGCCAAUGACGCCAAUUGACGAAACCUUAGUCGAUGAGGACGAGGAUGAAAUACUACCGGAGAUACCCUUAAAACCAUUCACUCGCAAUCGGAGAUCCGCAAAAUCCAGGCUUGGACUGAUCAGUGGCAACCAAGGUUUCCAUUCUGUCAAGCUUCCCUUACACAGGCGUCAGUCUAGUGACGCGAAUAGCGUCCAAAACACUGAACAAGCAAUUGAUGGUGAGAAUGUUGACUACGUUGUACGCCGAAGGCGAUUGGUGAGCAUUUCAGGGAAAGAACUUUGGAGAUCCACCAAACAGCGCGUAGAGGAGAGGAAAAUGGACUUUGACAAGCGUUUGUCACAAGUUGAGAAAAUCGCCCGGCGCUAUACAAUAAAACACUCUCAAUCCGUGCGAAGGAGAGCGAAGGAGAAGGCAGUCGUUGCUCGAAGAAGUACCAUGGCUGCAUCGGCUUCAAAUGAAGCUAACAGGCCGGAGUUUAUUACCAAAAGAAAUGGUCGCUUCCAAGAUGAUUGCAGGAAGGGGCUGUUUCAGGAGGUGAUUGAAGAAUCGGAAGUGGACGGAGGAGGCGGUGAGAUGAACGAGGAUGAGGUGCGAGACGUUCUUAACCAGGAGGCUGAAGCUGGAAAGAAGCAAAGGGAAGAAGAAAGCGCUACUGGAUCCAGUGAAGGAGAUGUCUUGCAGCUACACACUGUGAAGAAACCUUUCGACAAUGAAGCUAGAGGCUUUGAAAUUCAAGAGCAAGGACGAUCUAGAGGAGAUGAAGAAGGCGCUGACCAGCAACAUGUGUCUGGUUGUGAGGCUCAGAAGGAUAAACAAAAAUCUGUGAAGAAAGUCUCCAUCAUAGAAUAUACUGAAAGUCUGGAUGUAUAAUACGGCGGAAUUUCCUCAAUUUUACAAUUUCCAAAUAUCAAGGACGACACAUGCAGAUGUAAAGCAGGAGAACCAGAUUUUAAUUUUUGCAUUUUUUAUUUCGUAUUUUGGAAUAAUGUGCAGUUAACUGUGAAGAUUAUGCAUGAUAAAUAAAUCAGUAUUUAUAAAGACGUUGUGACAUCAGGG
This is a messenger RNA of Pocillopora meandrina, 13213 nucleotides long. The record is from the annotation of a GenBank genome assembly. NCBI's taxonomy places the organism in Eukaryota, Metazoa, Cnidaria, Anthozoa, Scleractinia, Pocilloporidae.